Messenger RNA from Panicum virgatum (switchgrass), 1409 nucleotides. RefSeq names its product ethylene-responsive transcription factor 1B-like. Gene Ontology annotation, molecular function: DNA binding; DNA-binding transcription factor activity. The coding region runs from base 218 to 994 and encodes 258 amino acids. The transcript has a single exon. The record is from RefSeq and is a predicted model, not a curated record. NCBI's taxonomy places the organism in Eukaryota, Viridiplantae, Streptophyta, Magnoliopsida, Poales, Poaceae. Gene Ontology annotation, biological process: ethylene-activated signaling pathway; regulation of DNA-templated transcription.
UCUCGCCUUCCAGCCAUGGUUUUAAAUCGCCGGCUAAGACAUUUAGCGGCAAGGCUACCAUUACGGUAUUUAGCGGGCUAUAGCCGGUAUUUAGCGGGCUAUAGCUGACUUUAGCGGGCUAAAUACUAUAGCGAUUGUCUUUCUUGGAAGCUAUAGCCGUCUAUAGCGAAAGCUAUAGCCGGGUAUUUAGAACCUUGCUUCCAGCUCCAGCAGUGAGAUGGAAACAAAGUCAACCAGAGCACCACCGCGAUUCCAUCCGCCACGGCCACGCAUGGAGCACCGCCCCAUCCACGGCUUCUACCUGUACAGCGACUACUACGCCGCCGGCGCGACGUCGUCCUCGUCCUCGUCCUCCGACUCGCUCCCGUUCGGCACGGGCUGCGGCGGCGACGAGGUGCCCGCGCCCGCCGUGUCCGGCUACGGGCGGCGCCGAGCUGAUGCUGCCGAGGUCUCGGCGGUGCCGACGGCUGCCGAGGCGGGGCAGGUGGCGCCGGACGGCAGCAGCAAGCAGCAGGCCGCCGGGGCGUUCAUCGGGGUGCGGAGGCGGCCGUGGGGCAGGUUCGCGGCGGAGAUCCGGGACUCCACGCGGAACGGCGCGCGGGUGUGGCUCGGCACCUUCGACAGCGCCGAGGCCGCCGCGAUGGCCUACGACCAGGCGGCGCUGUCCGCGCGGGGGCCCGGCGCCGCGCUCAACUUCCCCGUCGAGCGCGUGCAGGAGUCGCUCCGCGCGCUCGCGCUGGGUGGCGGCGGCGCCGGCGGCGCGGCGGGGUCGCCGGUGCUGGCGCUCAAGUCGCGGCACUCCAAGAGGAAGCGCCGGAAUAAGUCCGAGAUCGCGGCGGCUGCGGCGGCGGGGGCGAACGGCGCGGUGGCGGCGUCGGGCAGGAGCAGGAGCAGGAGCGCCGCGGCGGCGGCCGAGCAGCAGCGGUUCGUCGUGGAGCUGGAGGACCUCGGCGCCGACUACCUCGAGGAGCUCCUCAGGAUCUCCGAGAGCUAAGUGUGAUCGUCGCUUAAGUGGCUUUAUGAUGCCUGUGCAGAAUUCCAACUAUUCCAAGGUAGAUAGAUGGCUUCUUGGGGCCAAUGCAAUGCCCAAGCCUCUUGGAUGGUAUUUACGAUAUUGAGGGUCCUCAUUUCGAAAAUGUUGUGAUUUAGUGCAAAUUUGAACUAAAUCCCAAAACUUUUUGACAAAAAGACCUUCAAUCGGAACAAAAAAAGAGAAACGUGUGAGUUCACUUUGAGCACUUGAUGCUUGGAAUCCAAUGUGCACUCAGAUCGGUGCCUGCUAUUUUGCUACCAUACGCACAAACUUGUUGUACAGUACUACAGUAGCCACUUACUUACAAGUGGCAAGUGAGCAAUUUGAUGGCCCCUUUCUGAUGCAAACUCAUCAGGGGGGUUGCAUGUUCUGUGAA